Molecule: messenger RNA, 859 nt
Organism: Gigantopelta aegis
Lineage: Eukaryota; Metazoa; Mollusca; Gastropoda; Neomphalida; Peltospiridae
Product: macrophage receptor MARCO-like
Exons: 8
Coding region: 58-735 (225 amino acids)
Source: RefSeq, a predicted model, not a curated record
UUUGUCUUACUACAAACUGCCCUUUUUGUGCCUGUUACUCUAUGGCAGCGGAAUUCCAUGGUCUAUUACCAGCAGAAAGUGGAUGAAUACAAACAGAUAUCUCAUGGCAUAGAAAUUCUGUGCACAGGACCACAAAACGAGAAGAGUACAAGUCUACGUGGGCGGCACCAUCACCACAGUGGACGGAAUACUCGGGGUGCAAUGGAUAUUUUCAGAGAGAUCCUACUCGAACAGGAAAAAAUAAUGGAACAAAUCUGUGUGCGAAGAACCGAUUUAUGUCAGGCAGGACCGAAGGGAGAGAAAGGUGAUAAAGGCCCAACAGGAAUCAAAGGUCCAGCUGGGGACACAGUAAUGGGACCGAGAGGAGACACGGGCGUGGCUGGUUCGAAGGGAGACCCCGGGGAGCCGGGAUCUGGAGGACUCCCGGGAGAAAAGGGAGAUCUCGGUACGAGGGGUAACAACGGGACACACGGGACAACUGGAGAUGUUGGAGAAGCUGGGAUGAAGGGUGACCAAGGUGUAGCCGGAGGUCCCGGCGCUGUUGGUCAGAAGGGAGAGAGGGGCGUAGUCGGAAUCGCAGGCUCCGAAGGACCACGUGGUGACACGGGUGAUACUGGUAAUAAAGGUGUAAAUGGAACGGCUGGAACGGCAGGUGCCCGGGGAGACGAGGGUGUUAUUGGUAUUCCAGGAGCAGUACUCGAUAACGAGUGUCUGUGCUCUGUUCCUGGUCAUUAGUCAGACUGACUUCACACAGUCAAAUGGCUGUUAUCACUGAUGACCCUACAACACAUGGCAAAUUAACUAUUCAUUUUGUUUUCGUAAUAAAUGUAUGUAUUCGUUUUUCUUGUCAAAUAAAGAG